This is a messenger RNA of Pipistrellus nathusii (Nathusius's pipistrelle), 1824 nucleotides long. The record is from the annotation of a GenBank genome assembly. Lineage: Eukaryota; Metazoa; Chordata; Mammalia; Chiroptera; Vespertilionidae.
AUGUGGAGGCUCCCAGGCGCCCGCGCCGCUUUUCGUGGGGUCCGCGCGGCCGUGGAGACACACAGCCGGGCGGAGCCGGCGGUGGGCGCGAUGGAGCGCGCUGUGGUGCGCUGUGUGCCCUCCGAGCCCAAGCUGAGCCUGUCGUUCUCGUUGGCCGAUGGCAGCCACAAGAACAUGCAGCGCGACCAGAGCGAGCCGCUGGGUCGAGUCCUCAGCCGGAUCGCCACCAACGCCCUUAAAGGCCACGCGAAAGCGGCCGCGGCCAAGAAGAGCCGGAAGAACCGGCCAAACGCAAGCGGCGGCGGCGGAGCAUGUUCGGGGCCUGGGUCCGAGCAGGCUGCGGCCUGCGAGCCCGUGGUGAAGCUGUACUACCGGGAGGAGGCGGUGGCCGAAGAUGUGCUCAACGUGGAUGCCUGGCAGGACGGUGCGGUGCUGCAGAUCGGCGAUGUCAAGUACAAGGUGGAGCGCAACCCGCCCACCUUCACCGAGCUGCAGUUGCCACGGUACAUCAUGGCCGGCUUCCCGGUUUGCCCCAAGCUCAGCCUCGAGUUCGGGGACCCCGCCGGCUCCCUCUUCCGCUGGUACAGGGAAGCCAAACCGGGGUCGGCAGAGCCUGAGGGCGGGGCCCCCUCAUCACUGCCUCCCUCCUCGCCUAAUACGGCGAGUUGGACGAACACGGGUGUGGACGAGCGCGUCUACACCCCGUCCAAUGCCGACAUCGGGCUACGUCUCAAGCUUCAUUGCACCCCGGGCAAUGGGCAGCGCUUCGGACCGAGCCGGGAGUUGGAAAGUGUGUGUCUAGUGGAGGCUGGGCCCGGCACCUGCACCUUUGAUCACCGGCAUCUCUACACCAAGAAGGUGACGGACGACGCCCUCAUCCGCACUGUCUCCUACAACAUCCUCGCCGACACGUACGCCCAGACCGAGUUUUCGCGGACCGUCCUGUACCCGUACUGCGCCCCUUACGCCCUGGAGCUCGACUACCGCCAGAACCUUAUCCAGAAGGAGCUCACCGGCUACAACGCCGACCUCAUCUGUUUGCAGGAGGUGGACCGCGGCGUGUUCACGGACAGCCUGCUGCCGGCCCUCGAGGCCUUUGGGCUGGAGGGCGUGUUUCGAAUCAAGCAGCAGGAAGGCCUGGCUACUUUCUACCGAAAGUCCAAGUUCAGCCUCCUUAGCCAGCAUGACAUCUCUUUCCAUGAAGCCCUGCAGUCCGACCCACUUCACAAAGAACUGCUGGAAAAACUAGCUUUGAACCCGGCGGCACAGGAGAGGGUGUUCCAGAGAUCGUCUGUCCUCCAGGUUUCUGUUCUUCAGUCUACAAAAGAUUCUUCUAAAAAGAUAUGUGUUGCUAAUACCCAUCUCUACUGGCAUCCCAAAGGUGGGUACAUUCGUCUCAUUCAAAUAGCAGUAGCCUUGGCUCACAUUAGACAUGUCUCAUGUGAUCUGUAUCCUGGCAUACCGGUUAUAUUUUGUGGGGACUUUAAUAGUACCCCAUCAACAGGAAUGUAUCAUUUUGUCAUCAAUGGCAACAUUCCAGAGGAUCAUGAAGACUGGGCUUCCUAUGGGAAAGAGGAACGAUGCAACAUGUCUCUUACCCAUUUCUUGAAACUGAAAAGUGCUUGUGGUGAACCUGCUUACACAAAUUAUGUUGGUGGCUUUCAUGGAUGUCUGGAUUACAUUUUCAUUGACUUAAAUGCUUUAGAGGUUGAACAGGUGAUUCCACUACCGAGUCAUGAAGAAGUUACCACCCACCAGGCCUUACCUAGUGUUUCUCAUCCCUCGGAUCACAUAGCACUUGUAUGUGAUUUAAAAUGGAAAUAG